AUGCCGCCGUCUCAGUUGAAGCAGCUGAAGUCCUCGCUGAAGGAGAGUGGAGUGCUCGGUCCCCAGCAAUCCAAGAAGCAAAAGCGCCAGAAUGCGAAGUCGGGUGCCGCUUCCCAGAAUCGCAAUCAGCGCAACGCUGCCCUGCAGGCAAUUCGCGAUCGGUUCAACCCAUUCGAGAUCAAGGCCACGGGCCGACAAAGCAAAUUCGAUGUGACCACCCGAGAUGGUGGUUCGACGACAGCCGCCCGUGCGCGGCCUGGUGUCACAAAAUCUCUAGGUGAAGAACGGCGACGAGAAACGCUCUUGCAGGAGAUGAACAGGCGCAACAAAGUCGGUGGCCUUGUCGAUCGCCGGUUUGGUGAGAACGACCCGACCAUGACGCCCGAAGAGCGUGCCGCCGAGCGAUUUGCUCGAGAGAGCCAAAGGAAGAUGCGCAAGGAAUCGAUGUUCAAUCUUGAAGAUGAGGAGGACGAACUUGAACUUACGCACCUGGGCCAGUCUUUGACGUUUGACGGAGCGAAGCUGGACGAUUUCGAGGCGGGUGACUUGGACGAUGCGGAGUCCGAUGAAGAUUCACCACGGAAACGGAAGCGUUUCCUUGAAGAUGAUGGAGAAAUGGAGGACUUUAUCCAUGACGAGGAGGAGGAGCAGCCAGGGCGGAAAAAAUCGAAAGCGGAGGUCAUGAAGGAAGUCAUUGCCAAGUCGAAGUUCUACAAACACGAACGGCAACAGGCUAAAGAGGAUGACGAGGACCUACGGGAGAAGCUUGACCAAGAGCUUCCUGAUCUGUUUGAGGCUUUGAGAGGUGUAAAGCCUCCGCCUAAGCCGGAGCCCGUCACGGAAGAUUUAGCAGCCAUGAACCCGGAACGCGCAGCUUUGUUGCAAGGACCAGAAAGCAAGGACACCGAGCGGGAAUACGACCAACGACUCAAACAGUUGACCUUUGACAAGCGUUCUCAGCCUACGGAUCGCACGAAGACUGCAGAGGAGAUGGUCGAGGAAGAAGCAGAACGGCUAAAACGGCUGGAAGAAGACCGAGUCCGAAGAAUGCGCGGUGAGCCAUUAAGCGACGAGGAAGAGGAGGAAGAAGAAGAAGAACAGAAGGAGUCACAGGCCGAGGACGAAGACUCGGAUUUUGACGAUGCCAUGGCGUUUGGACUUCCCACGAAUUCUUUUCAACCGCGUUCCGAUCUUGGCGUCGAAGACGAGGAUGACUUCAUCAUUGACGAUGACCUGGUUGAGACGAGAUCUGAUGCAAGCCUCGAGUUUGAUGAUAGCGACAUGGAGCAAGAAGAACUUUCCGAGGAAGACGAUUCAACAGAUGAGCAGGAAGAUGAGCUUAUUAAUGGCCUAACACUUCCUACGAAUACCACUGCUGGUGCCACAUCGACAGCCGUCAAAGUGGACCGGGCCGCUGACGGAAAGCUGGCCUUCACAUACCCCUGUCCCAACAGCCAUGAGCAGUUUCUCGAGAUUAUCGAGGACGUGCCCGUCCAGGAUCUCCCAACUGUCAUUCAGCGUGUUCGAGCCUUGCACCAUCCUCGCCUCCACCCCGAGAAUAAGGCGAAGCUUGGCCGAUUUUCCGAAAUCCUGGUUGAGCACGUUUCCUACGUGGGCAAUGAAACUGAACAACCCCAAUUCACCGUCUUGGAGAAUAUUCUGCGCCACGUCCACUCGCUGGCCAAGACGCACCCCGUGAACGUGGCCACGGCGUUUCGCGCACGCCUUCGGGAGAUGUCCAAAAACCGACCGCUCAGUCUCCUCCCCGGCGACCUUCUGAUCCUUACAGGCAUCUCGACCAUCUUCCCAACAUCGGAUCACUUCCACGCAGUGGUCACACCAGCUCAUUUAGUCCUUGCCCGAUACCUUGGCCAGUGCUCUACCAACACCCUGGCGGAUUUUGCAACCGGUUCUUUCGCCGCUAGCCUAUGUCUUCAGUACCAGACUGUCUCGAAACGAUACAUGCCCGAGUUCAUCAAUUUCACCCUGAAUGCUCUCUGCAACCUAGCUCCCAUCGAGCCAGCCACCAGCCUUGGCUUCUUUCCUUCUAGAAAACCUCAAGAUUCUGUCCGGCUGUUGACAUCAUCCAAGAAGGCAACCCCACGCAAGCUGCACUUCCGCGAUGUGGUGUCAUCGCUCACCGACUCCCAGGCAGCGGAAGACCUCAAGAUCUCCCUCAUCACCACCAUCGUCUCCCUCCUUCGCUCCGCCUCGGACCUGUGGUCCUCAAAAUCUGCCUUCACGGAGAUCUUCACCCCAGCCCGUGCAGUCCUCCAGCACCUCCGCCAGUGCUUUAAGAACAAAUCUUUCGCCGCAGCCCGGGAGUCUACUCAAUCCGCGCUGGACACUCUUGACUCCCAUCUCACCAGCGCCAAGGAAUCGCGCCGCCCUCUUUUCCUCCACAACCACAAACCCCUAGCCAUCAAAUCCGCCAUCCCUAAGUUCGAGGAGAACUUCAACCCGGACAAGCACUACGAUCCGGAUCGCGAGCGCGCAGAGGCCAACCGCCUCAAGGCAGAGUACAAACGCGAGCGCAAGGGUGCUCUCCGCGAGCUGCGCAAGGACGCCAGCUUCGUGGCACGCGAGAAGCUGCGCGAGAAGAAGGAGCGCGAUGCAGCGUACGAGCACAAGUACAAGCGGCUUGUGGCCGAGAUUCAGAACGAGGAGGGUCGUGCGGCGAACGAUUACGAGCGCCAGAAGAGGGCGCGUCAGGGCAAACGCUGA
This is a messenger RNA of Penicillium lagena, 2724 nucleotides long. RefSeq names its product snoRNA-binding rRNA-processing protein NOP14. Gene Ontology annotation, biological process: maturation of SSU-rRNA. The record is from RefSeq and is a predicted model, not a curated record. The transcript has 2 exons. Gene Ontology annotation, cellular component: Noc4p-Nop14p complex; small-subunit processome; nucleolus. Bases 1 to 2724 code for a protein of 907 amino acids. Lineage: Eukaryota; Fungi; Ascomycota; Eurotiomycetes; Eurotiales; Aspergillaceae.